This is a messenger RNA of Pieris macdunnoughi, 501 nucleotides long. The record is from the annotation of a GenBank genome assembly. NCBI's taxonomy places the organism in Eukaryota, Metazoa, Arthropoda, Insecta, Lepidoptera, Pieridae.
AUGGAGCAAUCAGGAAUAUAUGAUUUAGAUCCAAUGUGCAGUGGACACAGCGGAGCCUUGGCAGCGUUGCGACUUCUUCGGAGCUACAACCAGUUCGUUGUGCCGCCUGAUGGUCAUCCAAUGGUACCACUGCUGGCGGCUUUGCCGUCUCCACCAUGUCUGCCAUCAUACUGCCAUUUACCUGUAAGACCUUCCCUUGUUCCCAAUCCCCAAAUCCUAUGCGAGAGUGAGCGGCGUCGUGGUGAGAAAAGACCAAUACCAGCAGAACUUAAAGAUGAUAAAUACUUUGAGAGGCGAAGACGGAACAACCAGGCAGCCAAGAAGUCAAGGGAUGCGAGACGAAUCAGGGAAGAUCAGAUAGCGUGGAGAGCCUGUCUUCUAGAACAAGAAAAUGCUUCCCUCCGAGCACAUGUAGCUGCAUUAAGACAAGAAACUAUCGCUCUUAGGACCCUACUCGCAACUCGAGAUGAAGCACCCGUUCCUUCUUCUACCACAGAUUAA